Molecule: messenger RNA, 3056 nt
Organism: Exaiptasia diaphana
Lineage: Eukaryota; Metazoa; Cnidaria; Anthozoa; Actiniaria; Aiptasiidae
Product: general transcriptional corepressor trfA
Exons: 11
Coding region: 108-3035 (975 amino acids)
Source: RefSeq, a predicted model, not a curated record
UGUACUUUUCUAUUGAUAAACGCUUAUUAUAUUAUUUACAAUUUUUCGAUGAAGCUAAUUACUUUGUAAACCAAACGACGUAUCUUUGAAUGAUCUGUAUUUAAUAAAUGGUGGACAGAAGUUGGAGCGGUAAGUCAGAAAACAAACGCUUUUCUACGACAACAAAGUCGCGAAAGUCAUCGUCUGUCUCUUCUGAGUUCGAUCAAGAAUAUAGGGAACAUCUUGAAGGGCAAUACUUGGGGAAUGGACUUGAAAUUAGGCCGCCUAGUGGCACAAAUCAUCAGCAACCUGGUUCACAUUUGAGUAUUGAUACAAGACUUUCAGAACUUAGUUUAGCUGAUGAUGGCAGGUUGUACUCGUCUCAUCCUUCCAGUGGUACAAGUAAGAAAUCUAGCCAAUACAAAGUACUUGUGGAUAAGCCGAAUUGCUACAUAACAUCACCCUUCAAACAGGGCUAUCAGAUACCUAAUAAAGGACCUACCAAGGUUGUGGAUCCAAGUAUUCAGCUUAAAAAAGUCACUAAAGAGAGCAUAGAUAAAGUCAGACAGCAGUUUAGAAGACCAAAACCUCCUCCACAUUCUUCUAUAUACACUCCAAGGCUGAGAAAGGCCAAGCUGAAGACCACAGGAAGACCAAUUAGUGGGUCAGGACCAUCAAUUAAUCAAUGCCGAGGAAUCCAAGGAGGGGGACAAGUGAAAGGCAGGCCAACAGCUCCAUUUUGUUACUAUGACAAUAGAUCCUAUACCACCCACUCACCAUCACUUAGACCAGGAAGCCCUACAGAACUACAUAGGCCAGAGAGCUCUGUCCACUGUACCUCACGAGUGCCGUCAGUGAUUGACGAUAGCUUAUCAGAUCACAUUAUUGAUACCAUAUAUAGUAAUGAACAUGUGACAGAAAGCUGGAGUGGACACACGUUUAAUGGAGAGCAAACACAUGAUCUUUUUGAUCCAAGAGAUCAAGAGGGAUCAUUAGGCAGUAUUGGCGAUGAGAAACCUGAAGCUGAUCUUGAUGAAGAUCAUCGAAAGCAAACUCAUGAUCAUUUUGAUCCAAGAGAUCAAAGGGAUCAAGAGGGAUCAUUGUGUAGUAGUGGUGAUGAGAAACCUGAAGGCUCUGAUCUUGAUGAAGAUCAUGUCAUAGAAGAUCAAAAGACAACUGUGCAUUUCAGUCAUGACACACAGAGUGAUGCAGAGGACAAAGUGACUUCUAAAAUUAUAGGUUCAACAAAUGAUAAUGAAACUUGCAAGCCAUUUAGUGAGAAUAAAGGCAAUAAUGAUAGUAACAGUGAUGAUGAUGAUGAGAAUAGUAAGAGAACUUUACUGUCAAGUUAUAAUCAUCAGAAUUCAAGCAAAUCAGGAACUCAAGGUUGGGGCUCAAAUACAUCAGGUUCUAGGAGAAAAGAAAAUGGUAAUGGAAAUGAGGUGAAAAGUCAAACAAACCGAAAAGAAAUGAGAGAAGAACUAAUAAAUGAGAUUGUUGGUGAAAGAAUGACAAGUAUCCUGAGUCACUGUACAAAGUUUUCAAAUUCCUCAGAAGAGRGUCAUCUUAUUAAGGAAAAUAAUUUCACACAAGAAUCAGUCAAUGAUAGUAUUGUGCAUAUAGUAGAUUCCACAUCCAGGAAUGUUUCACCCCUAAUAACAAUACAUGUCAGGGGUAAAUUAGAUAAGUCGGGAAAUUAUAAACCAGGAACUGAUUCGGAAUCAUUUAAAAGUGAAGAUAUAAACAAUGUCGAAUAUCCAGCACAAGAAUCUGAUGUUAUUGAGGAGUGCAAUGAUGAAGAAGACACUGAUCGAAUACCGUCGGCUUUGAUAUGGAAAAACCUUGACCAAUUGAAUCUCAGUAUGAAUGCAUCUUCUGAUUCUUCAAAGGAUGARCUGACCUUCUCAUCGCGAGCACGUAAAGUUCAGUCUGCAGGACYACAAAGGAAGACAAGUUCUGAUCUUCCAAGCAACAUGGAUUCAAAACCUCCCAGGAGUAAACAACAACAAAGGGUUUCAUCUGGAAAAUCAAGAAAAACUAAAAGAAAGCACCAUGAACAGAUUGACAAAACUGAAUUACUGAAGAAAUAUCUCACUGAAGAGAGUAAGAAAUUUUCUGCUGAYUUGCCAGGGUACUUCACUGAGCAAUUUCACAUUAUACAAGAAGCCAAAAARGACAAGACUUYYGGAACACUUGAGGAGAACACAAAAGCUUUAAUGAAAUAUAAUGAUAACGAACAUGAAGGUAAAGAAAAAGAUUGUGAUAAAGUAGAAGAUAUUAACGAAGAUAAAGAAUCCACAAGUCUUUAUUCUGUGGAAAUUGGGGCUUCRUCAUCUUCAGGAGUCUUCUUUACAAUGGAGUCCACAAGUACUUAUGACAUGGACUCAUUGUCAGAACAUACUGAGGACACUCUAGAGUUAGGUAGUGAUACCAAAGAGUUMAGUGAUGACACAGGCUUUGAAACUAUGCCUGGAUUAUCCAGAUCACAAACUACAUGUACUGACAAAAGUAUGGAUGAUACUUUAAAGCAUGAGAGACAAGAAGAGGAAGUUAAAUUUGUGAAACUUGAAGACCUUGAGGUAGUGGCAAAGGCAAAGCACCUUACCGACCCAAGAAUGUCUCUUUAUCUGCGACGAGAGUAUAAACGUUUAUGGGGAGUACUGUUUGGAUUUAAGUUACGUUUUAAUAAAAAAGGGUCUUCUAAUGAUGCUGGUGGCUUUGCUAAUGUUGAGUUCAGUCCUGGUAGUUCUGUAGAGGGUUGUGUCUACACAAUUACCGAUGCUGACUUGUCCAUGUUGGACAACUGUAUGGGAUAUCCCAAGCAUUAUUGCCGUGUUGUGUUACCCGUUUGGAUGAGCAACUGUCACGAUCCUGACCAACAUGGUGUUGCUCAGUACUGUAUCCCAGCUGUAUUGUAUGUAGCUGAACAGCAAUGGGUUGAAUAUGAAAAUAUAAACUCCCUUGACUGUACCUACAGUGUCAACCAGUGUCUGAAAGCAUCAGAUAUCUUAACUCCGAACUAUAUCGACUAUCUGAGUCAGCAAGCUACUACAUAAGACAAUUAUAUGGAACUUGCC